AUGCACCUCACGGUUUACCCCACAUUCGAAUUUUUCUUUCCAAUGUUUUCACUUCGUGGUUUAUUGAACUUACUUUCGCUUCCCAUAAGGCUCUUGUGGGUCACUAUUCAAUACUUUAAUGGUUCAGUUCCAUUCAGAAAGUAUAAAAAUGAUUUGAUCUCGUGCUACAAGAUGACAUUUUUCAUUGCCUUUUUGACAAUGAAUUUCGGUGACUACAAAUAUAUUCCUGCUCUCAGCAACGCCUAUAUUAUCAACAAAAUUCUUCCAGGACGAUUCAAAAUUAGAAAGGAGACACUUCCUGGUUAUGGUGCUCGUUACGAUGCCAAUUCCAUCUGGCUCGUCAAGCAACCUCACCGGAAGCCAACAGACCCAAUUAUGAUUUAUAUCCACGGUGGUGCAUAUUUAUUGCAGACUGUUCCAACUCAACCUGCUUCCAUUGUGGCGGUUUACAAACUUCUUGACAAAGACGUUCAAUCGAAACUUUCAAUUCUAUUUCUCGACUACAAGUUGACUUCCAAAGGGUUCAAGAUUCCCCACCAAAUGGGUCAAUUGCACGAAACCUACACCAAAUUAGUCCUGGAAGGGAACAAGAAUUUGUUUCUUUGUGGAGAUUCUGCUGGUGGAAACUUGGCUGUUGGUUACACUCAGUAUUUGGAUAAGGUUGCAAGUCGCCAUAUUCUUCGUCCCAAAUCAUUGAUUCUUAUCAGUCCUUGGUUGGACAUGAGUCCUGGUGACGAGAACUGGAAACCUUCUCGAUCCUAUUACCAGAACUACAAGUAUGAUAUGAUCAAGUUUCACUCGUUUAAAGGCGACAAAUUCAAAGAUUCUUUUGCAUGUGAAAAAAAUGAUAUUCUUUAUUGCCCAGGAAAAGAUCCCAUUAAGAAAGAAGAUUGGGACAUUGAGUGUUAUACCGACUCCGACCAUAGUGUUUUCUUGAUUUGUGGAGAAGACGAGAGUUUUAGAGACGAAGAUUUGAAAUGGGCAGAAAAGGUGUUGGACGUACCGUCAUAUUCCUCUGUGAAAUAUGGUUAUUCUACUGGCAAUUUUGAUCCAGAAAUUCACCACUUUCAUCGAAUUAGUGACGUGAACCACUGUCUUGCUGAGGUUUAUGUCGAGCCCUGGGGAAUUCACGAAGCCAGUGUGCUUAUGGAAACCGAGAUUUUGUUCACUAUCAAUUCAAUUGAAUCAGAAGGUGGAAAAUUGAGCUUUCGUGAUGUGAGCGAUAAGCAUUUUGGAAUCGUACGUAUUGCAAAGUUCUUGAACGAUAUAAUUGAAUAG
Molecule: messenger RNA, 1278 nt
Organism: Meyerozyma guilliermondii ATCC 6260
Lineage: Eukaryota; Fungi; Ascomycota; Pichiomycetes; Serinales; Debaryomycetaceae
Exons: 1
Coding region: 1-1278 (425 amino acids)
Source: RefSeq, a predicted model, not a curated record